Messenger RNA from Laccaria bicolor S238N-H82, 300 nucleotides. RefSeq lists its product as uncharacterized. The transcript is spliced from 2 exons. The coding region runs from base 1 to 300 and encodes 99 amino acids. The record is from RefSeq and is a predicted model, not a curated record. Lineage: Eukaryota; Fungi; Basidiomycota; Agaricomycetes; Agaricales; Hydnangiaceae.
AUGUUUGGGUUUGCUUUAGGCACAAUAAAUGCUGGAGAAGUGCACAGAGAAGAUGACAGGCAUAUACGUCCUGCAUCAAGAUGCUGUUGUAUUAGAAUUUGCCAAGCUUCUUUAUCUUUCCAUGGCGAAGGUUCAUCUAUGUGUGGAAUUGGUUCGAAAAUUUCUUCAAAAUCUGAUUUGAUUUUAGUUUCACAUUUCCAGAGAGCCUCUUCAUUAGCAAGCAUUUCAAUGUGUUCGCAUACCAUGUCCACCACAUUAAAAGGUGCUACUGUUUUGGGUACACCUUUACCAGAUUUUUGA